CCUCUCCGAUUUUACAUACCACUGGAAAAAAAAAAAAACACGAAACCCUAAAUUUCGUCGUAAUUGGCAGAGUCCGGCAACAGUUGAGCUCUUUGCUCAAAGCUAUUAUAGCUGAGAAGAGAAAUUCUAUGUGAAUAAUGUCAAAUCGGAAGUUCGGUAUUGAAGGAUUCGGCAUAAAUCGGCAAACUAGCUACAGUUUCGAGCGAUCUCAAGCACCUCAACGUCUCUACGUCCCUCCCUCGUCUCGCGGCGGAGACAACUCCGAAGAUGCCGAUCUAGAUAACAUUGAUUACAUAGAAAACGAAGAAGCAGAGGAAGACAUUGAGGAAGGCGGUUCUGCUGCGGCUAACGGUGGCGAGGAUGAUGAGAUCGAUCCAUUAGAUGCUUUUAUGGAGGGAAUUCACCAGGAGAUGAAAUCUGCUCCACCUCCUAAGCCAAAGGAGAAACUGGAAAGGUACAAGGACGACGAAGAUGACGAUCCUGUUGAGAGUUUCCUCAAGGCCAAGAAGGAUUUGGGGCUGACAUUAGCCGCCGAUGCGCUUAACGCAGGUUAUAACUCCGACGAGGAGGUUUACGCUGCAGCCAAGGCGGUGGAUGCAGGGAUGCUGGAGUACGAUUCCGAUGAUAAUCCGAUUGUUGUGGAUAAAAGGAAGAUUGAGCCGAUUCCAGCUCUGGACCAUAGCUCCAUCGAUUACGAACCAAUCAAUAAGGACUUUUACGAGGAGGUGGAAUCAAUAUCGGGAAUGAGUGAACAAGAAACUUCGGAUUACCGACAGAGAUUAGGAAUCCGUGUGUCGGGUUUUGAUGUUCAUCGGCCAGUUAAGACCUUUGAGGAUUGUGGUUUUUCCUCACAGAUUAUGAGUGCUAUCAAAAAGCAAGCUUAUGAAAAACCUACAGCAAUCCAAUGUCAGGCUUUACCUAUUGUGCUAUCUGGUCGAGAUGUUAUUGGCAUAGCCAAAACUGGUUCAGGUAAGACUGCAGCGUUUGUUCUUCCCAUGAUUGUUCAUAUAAUGGAUCAGCCGGAACUUCAGAAAGAUGAAGGUCCAAUUGGUGUCAUAUGUGCCCCAACCAGAGAAUUGGCUCAUCAAAUCUUCUUGGAAGCGAAGAAAUUUUCGAAAGCAUAUGGUUUACGAGUCUCUGCUGUGUACGGUGGAAUGUCUAAACAUGAACAGUUUAAGGAACUCAAGGCAGGUUGCGAGAUAGUUGUUGCUACUCCUGGAAGGUUAAUCGACAUGCUGAAGAUUAAGGCUUUGACAAUGAUGAGAGCCAGUUAUUUGGUUCUUGAUGAGGCAGAUCGGAUGUUUGACCUCGGUUUUGAGCCACAAGUAAGGUCUAUCGUUGGCCAGAUUCGUCCUGAUCGCCAGACUUUACUCUUUUCAGCCACUAUGCCUUGGAAAGUUGAAAAGUUAGCUAGGGAAAUCCUUUCAGAUCCUAUUAGAGUCACAGUUGGUGAAGUGGGGAUGGCCAAUGAAGAUAUUACGCAGGUUGUCAAUGUAAUACCUUCUGAUGCUGAAAAACUUCCCUGGCUACUUGAGAAGCUCCCUGGAAUGAUCGAUGAGGGUGACGUUUUAGUCUUUGCUUCUAAAAAAGCCACUGUUGAUGAGAUCGAAGCUCAGCUUACUCUAAAUUCCUUUAAAGUUGCUGCUCUUCACGGUGAUAAAGACCAAGCAUCACGAAUGGAAACUUUGCAGAAGUUCAAAUCUGGAAUCUACCAUGUGCUGAUUGCCACUGAUGUUGCUGCCCGAGGUCUUGACAUCAAAUCGCUUAAGACAGUUGUUAACUAUGACAUUGCAAGAGAUAUGGACAUGCAUGUACAUCGUAUUGGUAGAACUGGCGAAUUGGUGACUAGUCUGGUUGCAGCUGGUCAAAUUGUGCCUCCAGAACUCAUGGAUCUCGCCAUGAAGGAUGGACGAUUCAAGUCCAAGCGUGAUGGGAGAAAAGGAGGUGGUAAGAAAGGCCGAGGAGGAGGUGCUGCAAACAAAGGAGUACGUGGAGUUGAUUUUGGUCUUGGUAUUGGAUUUAGCUCGGAAUCUAGUGGGACACCAUCUUCUAAAGCUGCACCAAGUAGAAGCGGGACAAUCAAUUCAGUGAGAACUGGAGUAAUGGCCCAAUUCAAGAAUAGCUUUGUCGCUGCAACGCCAUCGAAUCCACAAAGCCAAGCUUAUCCAAACAAGAGACCAUCCCUAAUGGGCUUUGUCUCGGGUGGUACCAUUGGUGGGGACAUGGGUAGAACUCAGAGUCAAGCUCCCCCAGUAGCACCUACUCAAAACGCUUCAUUACAUAACUCGAGUCAGCAUCAUUUACAGAGUUCUGAGAAUCGGCCUAGAGAGAGGAAGAGGAGAUCUGGUUGGGAUAAUUGAUUAAGCCACGUUUUGCAUGAUAGUGGAAGUGUUUUGCAUGAACAAUGUAAUGAAUGUUGUAUAAUUUGUUUUAUCCUUCUCGUUUCAGCCUUCAAAUAUAUAAAUUUUCCA
Arabidopsis lyrata subsp. lyrata is the source of this 2471-nucleotide messenger RNA. Its product is annotated as DEAD-box ATP-dependent RNA helicase 24. Lineage: Eukaryota; Viridiplantae; Streptophyta; Magnoliopsida; Brassicales; Brassicaceae. The transcript is spliced from 5 exons. Bases 138 to 2360 code for a protein of 740 amino acids. Gene Ontology annotation, molecular function: RNA binding; ATP binding; RNA helicase activity. The record is from RefSeq and is a predicted model, not a curated record.